AUGCCCAAAGUCGGAAACGAGUAUAUGUAUCUGAUUUCUGUGAACCUUUUCGGCCGGACUCCGCCUCGUACUCAUCUGGUUUCUUCACUUUCACAGGAUUGCGGUAUGUAUUCUAUAAGGUCUACGCUGGGUCGCCGAACCAUCUCUACGUCAGCGCUGAGAAGAUGUUAUGAUCCAAGAAAUAGGAUCAGCAUGGCAUAUAAUGCUACUUUGAAGAGAGCUGUACCAUCAAGUUCUGAGUCUUCAAAACCACUUUUUCUGACGAAAGACUCUUUUGAAGAGCACAUAAAAUCACAGAGAACGCAAAGCGUUGGUGAAGAUUAUGGACUAAAACCAACAAAAAUGCAAAAAUUCUUUCUAUUGGCAACUCACAUAUAUGAGAAAGAUGCGGAUAUUCCUGCCUAUGUCGCAUGCACAACAUUGAACAGAAUGUAUGACCGCAUGCGAAUUCUGACCAGUACCUUUGGUAUAACACUAUUCUUCAUCGUGCUCUACUGCUGUCAACUAGCCAGCAUUAAUAAGAUCAAACAGGCUCGGGAGGAUGCAGGCUACAAGAUGCACUGACGAAAAUGUGAUAGUAUUUGAGUUAUUUGUAAGUCAAUAUGCAUUUGCACACCAUGCGCGCUGCUUGACGACUGGUAAGAGCAGAAGUUGCCCGAUCCCAGCGUUUUCUUCUUAUUCUUGUCUCUUUUGGUUUGUUUGGAUUGCUUCAGUUACAAGGUCACAUUUCUUCAGUUUACGCUAAAAAGUAUAUGUCGUUAUUUGUUGCGUGUAGUGUGCAGUAAACUUCGCAGUGUAAUUCUUCCCGCAUUAAAUUUGUAUCUGAGCAUCAGAGGCGUGAGUCAUUGCAUCCUAACGAUAUCACAGUUACCAGACUACCCUUUGAUUCAACGAGAUUGGCGGAUGGAAGGCGACCACGCGCGCCCGUGACGCAGUCUGCGUCUCUCUCGCUAAUAAGCUCUCCG
This is a messenger RNA of Cylicocyclus nassatus, 965 nucleotides long. Lineage: Eukaryota; Metazoa; Nematoda; Chromadorea; Rhabditida; Strongylidae. The record is from the annotation of a GenBank genome assembly.